UUUUUUUUUAAAUUUUUAUAUUUUUCCCUCAUUUAAAGAUUCUAAAAAAACAAUGGCCACCGUAAAUGUUGCUAAAAAUAUGUUGGAGCCUGUUAAAUCUUUGCCUAAAUAUUUUGGAAAUUUUAAGAAAAAUUUGUUCUAUUAUGUUAGCGAUAAACAUGGAGAUCGUUGGGCCAACCGAAAUAUGGCUUGGUUUAUUAUUGCAACUUGGACAACUGUCUAUUUUGUUGUUUCGACAAAGCUGGAGAAAAAAGCUUUGCGAUUGAAGGAAGAAAAGAAGCGUAUGAAGCCAGAUUUGGUUCGUGAUGCACUUGCGCGAGCAGGAAUUUCGACAAACUAA
Meloidogyne enterolobii is the source of this 340-nucleotide messenger RNA. The record is from the annotation of a GenBank genome assembly. Lineage: Eukaryota; Metazoa; Nematoda; Chromadorea; Rhabditida; Meloidogynidae.